Molecule: messenger RNA, 2589 nt
Organism: Leptopilina heterotoma
Lineage: Eukaryota; Metazoa; Arthropoda; Insecta; Hymenoptera; Figitidae
Product: putative metabolite transport protein HI_1104
Exons: 10
Coding region: 305-1822 (505 amino acids)
Biological process (GO): transmembrane transport
Cellular component (GO): membrane
Molecular function (GO): transmembrane transporter activity
Source: RefSeq, a predicted model, not a curated record
UCGAGUUUCAUUUAAUACUCCAACCCUCAGCCCCGGAGGAACCCCCCAUUUUAUGCAUAUUGCUUCCCUCCUCCUCCCCUCUAACCUCCCCUUUUCUAAAGUGUCACUUUUCAAAAUUACUUUAUUUUUGCAUUUAAUUAAAAAAAAAAGAAAAAGUGAAGUUUUCCAUCAAUUGCAUACAUGUACAGUGUGUCAAGAAAAACAAGUGUAUAUAAAUUGUGUAAUGUGCUAGUAAAUUUUUGUUGCAACUGUUGUUAUUAAUUUUUGACAAUUGUGCCACCGAAGGAGAAAAAUUGUAAAAAAAAUGUAUAAAAGAGUGGCGGAGAGGUUAAGGUUUCUCUAUAAACCUUAUGCUUUAGCUAUAGUUUCAAUUGGAUAUGUUCUAGGUGAAUUAGGACACUAUUUAAUUGGUGUGACAAGUAAAGCAACGGCUGAAGAUUUGCACUAUGGUGAUAUUUCCUGUCAGCUAAAUUCAACGGAAUUUUCUUUAGUAGAUCUUCCGGUUCAAUGUGAGGCGGCAAACAAUUCGGAAUACUGCGUUUCUUUGGAUUUAAAUGGAACAAAUUAUUGCGAGUGGAAUUACAAUGGACUCGGAAUUGACUAUCAAAUACUUGCGGGUCCAAGUUUCAUUGCAGUUUUCACAGUUGCUGGCGUCAUUCUUGGAUUUGUCGCCGACAAAUUUAACAGGAUAAGAAUGUUGUCAAUUUGCACGCUAAUAUUUAGCAUAGCAAUUAUUUUAAUGGGAACAGUCAAAGAAUAUUGGCAUCUCGUUGUACUCAGGAUGAUUCUAGCAGCUGGUGAAGCAGCAUGCAAUCCAAUGGCAACUGGUCUCAUAUCAGAUUGGUUUAGUGAGGAGCAACGUGGUCUGGUUAUGUCAAUUUUUAAUUGGGGCAUUUAUGGUGGAUAUGGAAUCGCUUUUCCAGUUGGUCGAUACGUUCCGAAAGUUAAUGCGUGGAAUUUAGGAUGGAGAGUAUGUUACUAUGGUGCUGGAAUAAUUGGAGUUAUUAUUGCUUUUCUCACCGGUUUUACAAUAAAAGAACCAGAGAGGACGACAAUAGGUGAAGAAACAACAAAUGCAAAGAAAAAAGUUUCCAUCUGGAAAGUCAUUUUUCAGCCACGCGUUGUUAUUUUAUGCCUCGCUGCCAGCAUCAGGCAUUGUGGUGGCAUGUGUUUUGCAUAUAAUUGCGAUUUAUAUUAUAGAGAAUAUUUUCCGGAUUACGAUCUUGGCUGGUGGUUAUUUGCUGUGACAAUUGUUAUUGGAAGUAUCGGUGUUGUGGUCGGUGGUGUUGUCAGUGAUAAAUUUGUAGCAAAAAUGGGUAUUAAAUCAAGAGUGGCAGUUUUGGCGAUAAGCCAAUUAGUGGCAACACCUUUUGCUUUUGGUUCCGUCUAUUUUGAUCCUCUUUGGGCUAUGAUUACACUUGGGAUUUCUUAUUUCUUUGCGGAAAUGUGGUUUGGAAUUUUAUUUGCAAUUCUUGUGGAAAUUGUUCCCCUCAGUGUAAGAUCCACAACAGUUGGCAUUUUUCUUUUCGUCAUGAAUAAUAUUGGAGGGAAUUUGCCGAUUUUAGUUGAGCCAACGAGAUUAGUUCUCGGUUUUCGAGAAGCUCUUUAUAUUUUCUACGCUGGUUUCUACGGAAUAAGUUCAUUGAUGUUUUUAUUCACAAUGUUUUUCAUGGACGGUCCCGUGAAAGACGAUAAAACAAUCGACACUGCAGAAUCGGGUCACGAUAACAGAACAUACAUUGACGAUGAGGGUAAAGCAUCAACUUUAGAAUUACCACGAUUACCAGCAAGGAUACCCGAUCCAGAUCAUUCAAGAUUGUAAAAUAUAAAAGAAAAGUUAUUUUAAUAUCCAAAGAAAUAUCACUGUGAUUAUUAUAAUUGCAAUGAGAGUAUAUAAAAAAGGAGUCUGUUAAUAAAGUUCUAUUACGACAAAAAGAGAUAACUGCAAAAAAAGAAGUAGUAAAUAAAAAUGAAGAAAAAGAAGAAAAAACAUUAGUAGUUCUAGUUCUACAUUCACAGCAUCUGAAGAAGCUGGAUCAAAAUACCCGCGGGGAAAAGAUUUGAAAAAUCUCUUUUGGUGUGUUAAAACCUACAGAAAAGUUAUUUUUAAAGUUUGCGACUUGGAAAAAAAUCUCUCUUUAACAAAAAAAGAAGUGUGCGUGACUGUAUAAUCAAAUUUCAUGAACGACUUUUCUUUAUGUAUUUUUAAAAAGUAUUUAAGAUUAUGAAUAUUUUAUAAUAUAUAUUAUAAGACUUAGACUUUAUAAAUUUUUCUCUUUAAUAGAAAUUAAAUCUCCUUCUUAAUAAAAAGAAUUUCCAACCAAUUUUUUCUUUCUAAUAAAGUUCGGAAUGUAAAUUAAAUUCAAUCUUUUGCGAAAGUCUCUGAAAUAAAGAGAUCUUAUUAAAUUUUGAUUAAUUUUUCUCCCUUUUAUUAACUCAAUUUUCUCGUACCGCUGGUUGAUUCUCUUUAUUCGAACUUUUUCUAUUAUUAUUAGAUUUAUAUUCUGAAAGUAUUAUAAUUCAGGGAAAUUAUAAUAUUUAGAGAUUAAAAAUAGUUUAAAAGAAAAAUAUAUUCGAACAACUAAUUUU